This is a messenger RNA of Oppiella nova, 402 nucleotides long. The record is from the annotation of a GenBank genome assembly. Lineage: Eukaryota; Metazoa; Arthropoda; Arachnida; Sarcoptiformes; Oppiidae.
AUGGAUCACAGUCACGUCCACGCCUGCAAUCCGUACCUAUGGGUGGGAACGGCUGUUGCGCGUAUAUCUCCACCUGAAGGUCACGUCCACGCCUGCAAUCCGUACCUAUGGGUGGGAACGGCUGUUGCGGUCGGUUAUGCCGUUUACAUGACAUUGAAAUGCAAGAGCGCUUCCGCCGCGGCCAACAGCGCCGGCAACAAGUCGUGUGUGAAUGAGUGCGUGAAGAAGGACGCGGACAAAGUGGUGGACUCUUUCGACAUCGAGGACAUGGGCGCGAAGACGGUGUUCUGCCGGUGCUGGCGCUCCAAGAAGUUCCCCUUAUGUGACGGCGCGCACAACAAACACAAUGAGGACACCGGCGAUAAUGUCGGGCCACUUAUUGUCCAGAAGAAAGGCAACUGA